This is a messenger RNA of Naegleria gruberi, 393 nucleotides long. RefSeq lists its product as uncharacterized. The transcript has a single exon. NCBI's taxonomy places the organism in Eukaryota, Heterolobosea, Eutetramitea, Acrasida, Naegleriidae. The record is from RefSeq and is a predicted model, not a curated record. Bases 1 to 393 code for a protein of 130 amino acids.
AUGGGCAAUUCAACUUCUCAAGACGGAACCUCGACAACCAACACGAAUGGAGAAAAUGUGAUUAAUUUUGAUUUAUUUGGUGGUAGUACCGAUGAUCAAGUAGUAGUUGUAACGAGAGAUUUCUCGCUCGAUCUCGUAGAUUAUAUAAAUUAUGAUGAUCAAUAUAUGGAGAAAAAGUAUCCGGGAUUUAAAGAACAACAAGCCCAUUUUGAUGCUCUAUUGGAUAGUUUUACGAGGUGUAAUUUGGAUGUGGAAACAUAUUUUCAUGAUUUAAAGGUGCCUGCUGAAUAUAGUCAAGGUUUUAUUGAAAUUUGUCCAAUGAAUGAUUAUACAAAGUUUAGGACUGGAAAGGUUUGUUUAUUGGUUGUGGAUGUGGUGUUGGAUUAUUUCUAA